Meriones unguiculatus (Mongolian gerbil) is the source of this 7264-nucleotide messenger RNA. It is a transcript of the gene Triobp, whose product is annotated as TRIO and F-actin binding protein. Gene Ontology annotation, molecular function: actin filament binding. Gene Ontology annotation, cellular component: actin cytoskeleton. Lineage: Eukaryota; Metazoa; Chordata; Mammalia; Rodentia; Muridae. Gene Ontology annotation, biological process: actin filament organization; positive regulation of substrate adhesion-dependent cell spreading. The record is from RefSeq and is a predicted model, not a curated record.
CGCGCAUCUUCCGAGCAGCGUUUUGAUUCAUUGUUAAAAUAGAGGCUGUGACCCCGGCACCAGGACCUCCACCACCCCGAUUUCUGCCAGUUGGUUGGUGGUCGUGGAGGAAACUCGAGUCGCAAGGGGCACGUGAAGAGCCCCUGGAAAUGGAGCUACGUUCUCCAUCCAAGACGAUGCUCCUCUUGGCGGCUGGAGCAGGAAAGAACAGCCCAGGCCCCACCUAGAAAGCCAGCUACCGAGGCUCACCUGCUGUGGAGGAAGUGGCUAUGAGUGUCCCGGGCGUGCAUUCUGAAGCCAGCGUUUCUGCCAAGAGCCACCGUCCGAGCUGCUGUCCCCCCAGGGAGGUCCAUGGAGCAGGACACGAGAGCACUGCUGCCCACCCAGGGCACUGCCUGGGCUACAGCCUCCGUCCCAGCCGCCGGCCUCCAGGGUCCCCAGGGAGACUCCCACCAGGCCUGCUCUCAGGAGCCUCACCACCCUUCCAGUGCCGAGGCACCUUACUUGGACCUGCCCCGCUGCCCGUCGGUCCCUCAGGACCCACUCUGCACCAGCACCUGUGCUGACCGGUCUGCGGAAGGCCUUGGCCUCAAGCAGGGGCCUCAGAGGGACUGGUCCCCAACAACCGCUCCCCCUGCAGCGGGCCCUGCAGCCGCCCCAAGGAACAGGCUCCAGGACCCUGAGGUGGUAUCCUAUCUGGAGGGGCUGACCUGUAGUAGCUUCCAGAACAAGGGCCCGAACUCUGAUACCAGCUCCAGCCAGAACAGCAAUACUCCUCAUGAUACCAGCAAUUCGUCUUCUGUGGAUUGGGACACUGUUGAGAGGCCAGGGGUGGUCCCCAACGGGGACAGACUCACCGUGAUGAUCCCGAGGAGGCCUCAGGAGGCGCUGAGAGCUGACAGUGCUCGAAAGGUCACCAGGUCCCCAGCCAGGGGAGACACAGCAGGCCAGAGAAAGGAGGAUUCUGGCAGUGGUGGACAGAGUGUUGGCCAGCACUGGGCAAAGCUAAGGGCAGAAAGCGGCUACUUCUCCCUGGAGCGACAGCGCUCCGGGCAAACCCAGGUUUCCUCUGGGACAUCACCAAGUGGACCUCGGACCACCACCCAGGCUUCUUCUGCUCAAAGGGAUGCUUUCCAGGCUGCUUCUGCACAAGAAACCCUCCAAACCUCCUCUCUGCCACGAAAUGCCCAAAGAGACACCUCUAGGACCUUUGCCACACAGCGGAGCACCCCCAGAACUUCCUCUCCUUCGAGAGUCUCUCAGCGGGACACUCCUAGAACUAUGUCCACCCAGCGAAACAGCACUCCACUUUCCUCUCCCCUCAAAGCCACUCCAGAGACCCUCAAGACCUCCACACCGCAAGAUGGACCCCGUCGUGUUACGUCACCACCAUGUGCCCAAGACGCCUCUCUCAACAGAACCAGCCAGCGGGACAACCCCAGGACUCCCUGUGCCCAGAGGGACACUCCCAGGACCUCCUCUCCCAACAGAACCAGCCAGCGGGACAACCCCAGGACUCCCUGUGCCCAGAGGGACACUCCCAGGACCUCCUCUCCCAACAGAACCAGCCAGCGGGACAACCCCAGGACUCCCUGUGCCCAGAGGGACAAUCCCAGGACCUCCUCUCCCAAUAGAACCAGCCAGCGGGACAACCCCAGGACUCCCUGUGCCCAGAGGGACAAUCCCAGGACCUCCUCUCCCAACAGACCCAGCUUGCGGGACAACCCCAGGACUGCCUGUGCCCAGAGGGACACACCCAGGACCUCCUCUCCCAAUAGAACCAGCCAGCGGGACAAUCCCAGGACUGCCUGUGCCCCAAGGGACAAUCCCAGGACCUCCUCUCCCAACAGAACUAGCCAGCAGGACAACCCCAGGACUCCCUGUGCCCAGAGAGACACCCCCAGGACCUCCUCUCCCAACAGACCCAGCCAGCGGGACAACCCCAGGACUGCCUGUGCCCAGAGGGACACUCCCAGGACCUCCUCUCCCAACAGAGCCAGCCAGUGGGACAACCCCAGGACUCCCUGCAUAUCACAGAACACCCCCAGGACCUCCUCUCCCAACAGAACCAGCCGGCGGGACAACGCCAGGACUCCCUGCAUAUCGCAGAACACCCCCAGGACCCCUCCUACCCAAGGAGAUAAGACUACAGCCUCCUGCAGCAGAUGGGAACAUCUCAGAAGCGCCUGCACCCAACGAGACAACCCAGGGCCAUCAUCUUCCUUCCAACGAGACAACCCCAGGACCUCCUCUCAAGGCUGCACCCCCAAAAACAACCCAGGACCAUCAUCUCCCCGCCGUGCCACUCAGGGGAGUAGUUCCCGGAACCCUUCUCCCCACCGCACCAACAAAGAUAUCCCUUGGGCUUCCUUUCCCCUUCGGCCGACCCAGAGUGACGGUCCCCGAACCUCCUCUCCAUCUCGCACCAAACAAACCCAGGUGCCUUGGGCGUCCAUUUCUCUCCGGCCAACCCAAGGGGACAGGGCUCAGACCUCAGCUCCUCCCAAGCUAGCCCAUAGUGACCCUCCCCAGCACUAUUCGCCGUCCCUGGCCACCUCCUCCUCCUCCUCUCCUAACCCGGGCCAUCCCAGCGCCUCUAGGACUUCAUCGCCUCUGAACCCAGCACCACGUGGUGCUCCCCAGACCUCUUCGGAGUCCUCUCAGCCACCAUGUGCCGUGUGCAUCGGGCACCGGGACGCACCUCGCGCCUCUUCACCCCCUCGCUACUUUCAGUAUGACCCUUUCCCCUUUUUCCCAGAUCCCCGCUCAUCUGAGAGCGAAUCACCCCACCACGAACCCCCCUACAUGCCACCCGCAGUGUGUAUCGGGCACCGUGACGCCCCCCGGGCCUCCUCGCCACCUCGUCAUGCCCAGUUUGAUCCCUUCCCCUUCCUCCCAGACACAUCAGAUGCUGAGACCGAGUCCCCCCAGCAUGACCCCCCGCAGUUUCCCCCCUCCGUGUGCAUCGGAUACCGCGAUGCCCCCCGGGCCUCUUCCCCGCCACGCCAGUUCCCAGAGCCCUCCUUCUUCCAGGAUCUCCCCAGGGCCAGCACAGAGAGCCUGGCCCCUUCCACAGACUCUAUGCGUGAGCCUCCCCACGUCCCCGCUCCUGUAUGUAUUGGACACAGGGACGCUCCCUCUUUCUCCUCCCCACCACGCCAGGCCCCUGAGCCUUCCCUUUUUUUCCAGGAUCCUCCUGGGACCAGUAUGGAGAGUCUUGCCCCUUCCAUUGACUCUCUGCAUGGCUCCCCACUGCUGCCCUCCCAAGUGUGCAUUGGCCAUAGAGACGCGCCCAGAGCCUCCUCUCCUCCCCGCCACCUGCCCAGUGACUUAGGCCUCCUGGCACCCUCCCCUCCCCCAGGUAGCUCAGGCUCCCGGGGCUCAGCGCCCCCGGGGGAGAGCAGACACAGCUUGGAGAGGGAGGAGUACACCAUGCUGGCUGACCUGCCCCCGCCCAGGAGGCUGGCUCAGAGGGGUCCAGAGCCCCAGGCGCAGGGCAGCAACGAGGGCCGUACCCGCAGCCCUGGCCGGGCAGAGGUGGAGCGCCUCUUCGGGCAAGAGCGCAGGAAGUCGGAGGCAGCAGGGGCCUUCCAGGCUCGGGAUGAGGGACGGUCACAGAGGCCCAGCCAAGGUCAGAGCCAACUUCGAAGACAGUCCAGCCCUGCCCCCAGCAGGCAGGUGACCAAGCCCUCUGCCAAGCAGGCAGAGCCAGCCCAGCGGAGCCAACCAGAGCCCCCACAUCCUAAGAGUCCUGAGAGGCGGCCUGAGGGAGACCGGCGGCCCCAGAGGACCUCACCACCUGCCAGGACAUCAGCCAGGUCCUCUGAGAGGAGGGUUCAGAUAGGGAGACAUCUGGACAGUGGUUGCCCUGGCCUGAGGCAGCCUCUAGGAGGGUGGAGUCAGGGGGAGCUGUCAGGACCCCAAAGUCCUAACCAGCACCUGGGGAAGAGCUGGGGCAGCCAGGAGGAGGACCCAGGUCUGGGGGGCUGGCCAGAACUUGGGGAGCACGGGGAAAGGUGGGGACAGUCAGAGACCUGGGAGGAACCUCCCAGCAAUGGGAUACAGGGGGGGCCCCCAAGGGGCCAAAGUAGCCUUCAGGAAUUGUCCAGACCCCACCAGUCUACAGUUCCCCCAGACAACGCCUGGACAGGCCCAGCAGAAUGCGUGUGUGCCCGGCAGCCUGAGGCCACAACCGCCAUGGGCUGGAGGGCUGAGGAAGCAUCCCCACAUCAGCACAGUCCCUUGAGGCCACCCGACCUGGACUGGAGGGACCUCUUAAGCCUUUUCCGGGCACCAGGGGAUGGGGCCUGGACCCGGCUUCCAAGGCUGGACUGGGAAGGCCUCCUGGAGCUCCUGCAGGCUAGGCUGCCCCAAAAGGACCCAGCUGGGCACUGGCGUGACCCAGCCAAGUCUUCAGAACCAGAACUGGGUUCCCCAGACACAGAGGACACCCCGAAGACAGAGUCGCCGGCCCAGCCUGAAGGAUGGCCCAAGGCCACCCUAGCCAAUGGACACAGCCCUGAGCAACAGUCGGAGAGCCCAGCACAGCCACCCAGCCCUGCCUGUACCUCCACCCAGUGGCCAACAACCAAAGUGACGAGCAGACCAGAAACUUCAGCUCUGGCUGCUCUGGAGCAGAUAGGUCACCGAGAGAGUCACAGCCCACCAGACCAGGCGUUCCAGCCAGAGGAACCUGAGGUGUCAGAACCAAGCAGAGGCGAAGACUCACCGGCUGACCAGAAGCAGGAGGACUCGGCAGACAAGAGGCCAGCAGAGGGCAAGGCUGGGAGCCCACUCAAGGGCCGGCUGGUGACUUCGUGGCGAAUGCCCGGGGACCGACCCACGCUGUUCAAUCCAUACCUGCUGUCCCUGGGGGUCCUCAGGUGGCAAAGGCCCGAUCUGCUCAACUUCAAGAAGGGAUGGAUGUCAAUCUUGGAUGAGCCUGGAGAGUGGAAAAAGCAUUGGUUUGUGCUAACGGAUUCAAGCCUCAAAUAUUACAGAGACUCCACCGCCGAGGAGGCGGAUGAGCUGGAUGGCGAGAUUGACCUGCGCUCCUGCACCGACGUCACAGAGUAUGCAGUCCAGCGAAACUAUGGUUUCCAGAUCCACACCAAAGAUGCCACUUACACCUUGUCGGCCAUGACCUCGGGCAUCCGGCGGAACUGGAUUGAGGCUCUCAGGAAGACCGUGCGUCCAACUUCAGCCCCAGAUGUCACCAAGCUCUCAGAAUGCAAUAAGGAAAACACGCCGCAUGGCUAUGGCACCCAGAAGGGCUCCCUGAAGAUAGGGGAGCAGCGGACAGGCGCUGAGGUUAUCGGCCGGGGUGGUCCUCGGAAGGCGGACGGACCACGGCAGUCCGUGGACUACGUGGAGCUCUCUCCGUUGACGCCAAGCUCCCCUCAGCGCACGCGCACUCUGUCCCGCUCCACCUCUGAUCGCCCAACCAAGCAGGAGGAUCUGGAGCGGGACCUGGCCCAGCGCUCUGAGGAAAGACGCAAGUGGUUCGAGGCCACAGACGGCAGGACCCCAGAGACAGCCAGUGGUGACGGGCCUCGAAGGGGCCUGGGCGCCCCCCUGACUGAGGACCAGCAGAGCCGGCUCAGUGAGGAGAUUGAAAAGAAGUGGCAGGAAUUGGAAAAGCUGCCCCUGCGGGAGAACAAGAGAGUGCCACUCACUGCCCUGCUCAACCAAGGCCACAGCGAGCGACGUGGGUCCCCAAGUGACAGCCAUGAAGCCCUGAAGAAGGAGGUCCAGUCUCUCCGUGCCCAGCUGGAGGCAUGGCGUCUCCGAGGGGAAGCUCCUCAGAAUGCCCCCAGAACCCAGGGGGAGGACAGCCAUAUCCCGCCAGGCUACAUCUCACAGGAAGCCUGUGAGCGCAGCCUGGCGGAGAUGGAGUCCUCACACCAGCAGGUGAUGGAGCAGCUGCAGCGGCACCACGAGCGAGAGCUGCAGAGGCUGCAGCAGGAGAAGGAGUGGCUGCUGGCUGAGGAGACGGCGGCCACAGCCUCAGCCAUUGAAGCCAUGAAGAAGGCUUAUCAAGAAGAACUGAGCCGGGAGCUGAGCAAAACACGGAGUCUCCAGCAGGGCCCAGAUGGCCUGCGGAAGCAGCACCAGUUGGACAUGGAGGAGCUGAAACAGAAGCUGCAGGUGCUGUCCGAGAGGUAUUCACAGAAGUGCCUGGAGAUCGGGGCCCUCACCAGGCAGGCGGAGGAGCGCGAGCACACCCUGCGACGCUGCCAGCAGGAGGGCCAGGAGCUGCUGCGCCACAACCAGGAGCUGCACUCCCACCUGUCCGAGGAGAUCGACCGUCUGCGCAGCUUCAUCGCCUCCCAGGGCACAGGCAACAGCUUUGGGCGCAGCAACGAGAGGAGCGCCUGUGAGCUGGAGGUGCUGCUUCGAGUGAAGGAGAAUGAACUCCAGUACCUGAAAAAGGAGGUGCAGUGUCUCCGGGAUGAGCUCCAGGGGAUGCAGAAGGACAAGUGCCUCACGGGAAAGUACCAGGACCUGUAUGUGGAGCUGAACCACAUCAAGACUCAGUCGGAGCGCGAGAUCGAGCAGCUGAAGGAGCACCUGCGCCUGGCCAUGGCCGCCCUGCAGGAGAAGGAGGCUGUGAGGAACAGCUUGGCUGAGUAGAGGUCCCUGCGGUUCGGCUGAGCUGAGGACCUUCUGGCCCCAGGGGACCAGCCACGCUCCUUCUCUGACAGAAGUCAGAAGCCAAGCUUUCUCCCUACCCUGGAUCACACGUGCACUCACACACUCUCACACAUACCCACACACACACACACACACACACACACACACACACACACACUGCGGAUCUGAGCUCAUCCCUCGCACUGGGUCUUACCUUGCACCUUCUUCAGGAUUUUAUAUGUGAAGAGAUUUUUAUAUAGAUUUUUUUUUUCUAAAACACUUUAAACUUUUUAAAAAGGCAGUUCUUGGUGGCAUGUGCCUCUGGCACUGGCUCCUGUUCCUCUCUGAUCCCCUGCUUGGGCCUCCUUCCUACCCUGGGCAUCUCACAAAGGACCAAGCAGGGCCGGGGUGAGUUGACCAGAGGGGCAAAGGCAAGGAGCAGCCGUCUCUCCUGCUUCCUCUACUCACUGCUUCCUGCCCUGGCCUCUGGGCAGAGGGAGGAGCCGGUCGCCAUGCCCAGGCUCCACUCCUCUGAGGGGCGCUGGGUGUGGGCCAUCAGCGCCGCCCAUGAAGACGCUUCUCUCCUGUCCCACGAGCCAUCCUAACUUAAUAAAACCUUCCAGCAACUCUG